UAGUUUCCAUGAGAUAUAAAGAAAUGUGUUGAAUAUUCAGCUUCAGACUGAUUUGCAUAUUUCUCAGCCUGGCUACUGUUACUGAGUUCUGUCUAAAGGAGAAGUGGUGAAUCUCUAAUAUGAGCUAAAUUGUGUCGUUUUCACACACAGUUCUCCCUCCGUUCAGUGUAGAAGCGUCAGCUUGAGCUCUGUCUUCAACUCUCUUCUCUGGUGAAUGUAAAUGAUGGAAACAUUGGUGACGUUCCUCCUCACUGGAUCUCUGAUACAAGGUGUUUUGUGUGGCUUUAAUAUCAAUCUGCCGAAUAAAGUAGAAGCUCUGAACGGAUCCUGUGUUUUCAUCCCCUGCACAUUUGAUAUUGAUCAACGAUAUGAAGCUGACCUCACUGACAGUGCAAAGAGAGUGUGGGUUAAAGUCGGAGACCCUCACGUUAUAGUGUUUGACUCCAGCAGACCCAACACUGGACAGUUAAAAGGAGAAAUAUUUGGCACUGCUACACAGAAAAACUGCACCACACGCUUCGAUAAUGUUGAUCAGAGUCAUGAUGGGUCAUAUUACUUCAGAAUCGAAACCAGUGGUAAAUUGAAGCUUAGUUACAGAGGACCUACAUACUCUCAAGUUGAAAUUGUCGUCUUAGGAUCUCCACCCAAACCUACACUGAGCAUCUUUCCGGAUCAGGAGGAGGUGAUUGAGGGAAGUUCAGUGAGUCUGCGCUGCUCUACUAAGAUCUUCUGUCCGUCUCGUCCACCAUCUCUCACAUGGAGCUCGUCUCUCAUCGAGAGCGUCACAGGACGACAGUAUCAGAGCCAAACUGAGCUCAUCUCUGAUCUGAACUUCACUGUUUCUCACCGUCAUCACAGAGUCACUUUCACCUGCACUGCAACACACCAGAUACAGAAGCAGAACACAACACAAGAGUCUCGUCUGCUAAACGUUCAGUAUGCUCCUAAAAACACAUCGGUGAGGAUAAACCCAGCUGGUUUAGUUCUGGAGGGUCGUUCAGUGACUCUGAUCUGCAGCAGUGAUGCAAACCCAGCAGUGAAGUACACCUGGUACAGAGACACUGAGAGACCUCUGAAUCCAGUUCAGACCGGACCAAACCUGGCCAUCAACAACCCCGACCCGACACACAGCGGACGAUACUACUGUACAGCUGAGAACAAACACGGCACACAGAACUCAUCAGUGCUGCUGGACGUCCAGUACGCUCCAAAAAACACAUUGUUGUCAGUGUUUCCCUCCAGCUCAGUGAUAGAGGGCAAUCCAGUGACUCUGAUCUGCAGCAGUGAUGCAAACCCAGCAGUGAAGUACACCUGGUACAGAGACACUGAGAGACCUCUGAAUCCAGUUCAGACCGGACCAAACCUGGCCAUCAACAACACCGACCCGACACACAGCGGACGAUACUACUGUACAGCUGAGAACAAACACGGCACAAAGACCUCAUCAGUGCUGCUGGACGUCCAGUACGCUCCAAAAAACACAUUGUUGUCAGUGUUUCCCUCCAGCUCAGUGAUAGAGGGCAAUCCAGUGACUGUGAUCUGCAGCAGUGAUGCAAACCCAGCAGUGAAGUACACCUGGUACAGAGACACUGAGAGACCUCUGAAUCCAGUUCAGACCGGACCAAACCUGGCCAUCAACAACACCGACCCGACACACAGCGGACGAUACUACUGUACAGCUGAGAACAAACACGGCACACAGAACUCAUCAGUGCUGCUGGACGUCCAGUAUGCUCCAAAAAACACAUCGUUGUCAGCGUUUCCCUUCAGCUCAUUGAUGAGGGGCAAACCAGUGACUCUGAACUGCAGCAGUGAUGCAAACCCAGCAGUGAACUACACCUGGUACAGAGAGACAGGGUCUCAGUUUGAGCUCCUCCAGACUGGAUAUAAUCACACCUACAUUGUGACAAACCCUACACACGGAGCAUGGUAUGGCUGUAAAGCUCAAAACCAGCAUGGCCACUGCAAUGCUACAAUUCAGCUGGAUAUUCAGUUUGCACCCAAUAUCUCCAUCUCUUGCAGUCGAAGCAGUGUAACGGAGUGUGUGUGUGAGGCUCAUGGGAAUCCCUGUCCUACACUAGAGUGGCGUCUCUCUGGACGUGUGAUCACUAACUCUACAGAAACCUCCAUCAGUGAGGAGACGUUAGGAAGCACAGGAGUGAAGAGCGUCCUGAACAUCCAUCAGUCCCUCACAGACACGGACGUCCUGCAGUGUUUCAGCACAAACAAAUACAGCAGCGCCAGCCAACAGUUUCAGUUCGUCCCACUGCCACAAGACACACGUUUCCAUCAUCAGUCGGUGCUGCUCGGAGCUGCUGUCGGAGCCUCAGUGAUGAUGAUCGCUUGCUUCGUGAUGCUCUGCUAUAAACGAAGAAGGAAAGAAAAAUCUUCAGAAACCACACAAGAUGAGACAUCUGGAUUCAUUCUGACUCAAACAGCCGUUUCUCUGGAUAAUGACAGUGAGUCUGUUUACGCCAAUAAAGGCAUGCUGUCAUCCACCCCACCGAGUGCACCUGAAUCUCUUCUUUAUUCCUCCAUCGACUUCACAAAUGCUGACCCGCUGUCAGGAGAGAUCAUGGGCCUUGCCUCGCUGACCAGUGAAUACGCUGCAAUCCGACGGCGUCCUGCAGGAGCCACAGACACAGAGAACAACGCCUCAACAUCUGAGACAGAGCCCAAAAAAACACACAUGACAGCAAAGAUCACAGACACAUCCUCACCGGCAUCAGAAGACGUGAUUUAUGAAAACACAAACCAUCGCUACAGACAGAAGUGCUAAGAUUAAUCUUUGAGAAUCUAGAGAAGUCUAUAAAAAAAGGGGUCAAAAGUUCAUUCAUGCAUUUUUCUUACCAGAUCAGCAAUGGAAAAUGUACUUGACCUCAGAGUGUUGUUUGUGUCACACAUUUAUUUUGUGAACACUGUCAGCUUCUUCUGGUGUCACACUUUAACACACAAACCCAGAAGGAGCUGCAUAAUUUAUUUUUACAAUUGUAUUUUAUUAUACAGCAAUGUAUUUUAUUUCCUAUUCAAAAUAUAUUUAUUUUUAUGUCUAUUUUUACUUUUUUACUUUUUUUUUUUAAUUAAAUUUAUAAUUAUCAGUUGUGUUUUAAGAGAUGUGCAUCAAAUUUAUCCAAUGUUUCUGAAGAAGCAAUAGUCUACAAUCUCUAUUAAUAAUACUGGGUGCUACUGGGGUUCCUCAAGGCUCAGUACUUGGACCACUUCUCUUCUCCAUCUACAUGACAUCAUUAGGAUCUGUCAUUCAGAAGCAUGGCUUUUCCUAUGCUAUGCUGAUGACACUCAAUUCUACUUCUCAUUCCAACCAGAUGAUCUGACGGUAGCUGCUUGCAUUGCAGCCUUGUCUUACAUUUCUAGCUGGAUGAAUGACCAUCGCCUUCAGCUCAACCUUACUGAGACAGAAAUGGUGGUGGUUCAAGCUAACCCAUCUUUUCAUCACAACUUCUCAAUACAGCAGGGUUUGUCAACCAUAACUCCUUCAAGGACAGCCAGAAACCUAGGA
Messenger RNA from Carassius auratus (goldfish), 3517 nucleotides. RefSeq names its product myelin-associated glycoprotein-like. The record is from RefSeq and is a predicted model, not a curated record. Lineage: Eukaryota; Metazoa; Chordata; Actinopteri; Cypriniformes; Cyprinidae. Bases 221 to 2779 code for a protein of 852 amino acids. The transcript is spliced from 12 exons.